AUGCUGCCGCUCGCCUCCUCACCAUCCCGGAAGUCCCCCUCAGCCCUGAAAGCCAUUGAUCUGGUUACCAAAGCAACAGAGGAAGACAAAGCAAAGAACUAUAAGGAGGCCCUGCGGUUGUACCAGCACUCUGUGGAGUAUUUCCUACAUGCCAUAAAAUAUGAGGCCCACAGUGACAAGGCAAAGGAAAGCAUACGAACCAAGUGUAUGCAAUACCUAGACCGUGCCGAGAAGCUCAAAGACUAUCUGAAGAACAAGGACAAACAAGGGAAGAAGCCAGUGAAGGAGGCCCAGAGUCACGACAAGAGCGACAGUGACAGUGAUGGAGAAAACCCAGAGAAGAAGAAGCUCCAGGAGCAGCUCAUGGGUGCCAUCAUUAUGGAGAAACCCAACGUACGGUGGAACGAUGUAGCUGGACUGGAGGGAGCGAAAGAGGCUCUGAAGGAAGCCGUCAUUCUGCCUAUCAAAUUUCCUCAUCUGUUCACCGAGUCGAACCUUAUUCUUCAAGCAACUAUGGAGAAGAUACAAUUACUGCGUGACCAGUUGAGUGCAGCUUUAUGGCAGCUGGAGCGAGACCUUCUCAUCGAUGUGUGUGGGCGACUGAAAUGUUACGGCCUCAGCAGCGGAGAACCUCCCAGAGAGACAAAAAGGGCACUCAUCAAGAUGGCAGAGGACGUUUUUGAUGAAGUCGAGAAAAAGGAUAAAGAUGAUGAGAGCACACCUCUGGCCCCCACCCCCGGCGAGUUCAAAGGGGGCCAUGGGCCGCGUCUUGGAGCGCGGCCCACUCCCCUGCGCGAUCCAGGGGCCCACAACUUCAACCCAGGCGCAGGUUGGAGCUCGCUGCCCGGACAGCUGCCCGAUCCUUUUCCCUAUCGAGCUGAACUCGACUUGCCUGUCCCGCAGCGGCGCAACUGCGCUCCAACUCCCACCAAAAAGGAGCACCGUGGACCAUCGCGCCUCAAGCCACCUCUGGGCUUCCCGGGACCGAUCCCCGCUCCCUGCUCCCGUGUGUGGGAAAGACUGGAGUGUGUGCGUGCCCGCUUUCCGUGCGUGAGGAAGACUGAAGUGAUUGACCGCCUGACCCAAACGGGUAGAAAGCCUCUUCACCUCUGGGACUUGGCAGUAACAAAAACACCAACAGCGACACCUGCUACAGCCAAGAGGAAGUCCCGACCCCCACGGCGAGAGCAGCAGCCGCCCGAGUCUGGAGACACAUCCGACGACAACGAUUGCUGUGGAACUUACCAGUGGCACCUCCGACCCGGUCCGGGAAGAUGGCAGCAGCAGCAGGCUCCACUCAACCCACUGGCGGUGUCCUUCCAGCCUCAUCAGGACCCAGCGCAACCAGAAGAGGAUUUGCCACUACAGAGCGAAGAGGAUUUGCCACUACAGAGCAAAGAGAACGUUCCAGUGCAAUCCCUUGACUGGCCAGGGCGUGGUGAGUCCCCGACAGACAACGCUGCUGUCAGUGGAGGUAUGACUGAGACACAGCGACCUCAACGACAGCGGCAGCCGCCAAAGGUACUGAGUUACAACACGCUAGGCCAGCGCCGACUCUAG
Molecule: messenger RNA, 1560 nt
Organism: Knipowitschia caucasica
Lineage: Eukaryota; Metazoa; Chordata; Actinopteri; Gobiiformes; Gobiidae
Source: the annotation of a GenBank genome assembly